Suillus plorans is the source of this 216-nucleotide messenger RNA. Its product is annotated as glycosyl transferase. Gene Ontology annotation, molecular function: alpha-1,2-mannosyltransferase activity. Gene Ontology annotation, cellular component: Golgi apparatus; membrane. Lineage: Eukaryota; Fungi; Basidiomycota; Agaricomycetes; Boletales; Suillaceae. The annotation marks the transcript as partial. The transcript is spliced from 4 exons. Gene Ontology annotation, biological process: cell wall mannoprotein biosynthetic process; protein N-linked glycosylation. The record is from RefSeq and is a predicted model, not a curated record.
CGGAAUAUGUGUCACUUUAACUCUGGCCUCUUCUAUCGACAUGAGCUCUUGCAGGAGUACUGGUACUAUUGGAGAGUCGAGCCAGACAUCCAGCUUUUCUGCGACGUGGACUACGAUCCCUUUCUCAUGAUGCAAGACCAAAACAAGGUGUGUGGCUUUACCAUAGCAAUAUCCAAAAUCCCAGCUACCAUCCCAACGCUAUGGAACGUUGUAAAG